This is a messenger RNA of Pimephales promelas (fathead minnow), 1149 nucleotides long. Its product is annotated as interferon-inducible GTPase 5. The record is from RefSeq and is a predicted model, not a curated record. NCBI's taxonomy places the organism in Eukaryota, Metazoa, Chordata, Actinopteri, Cypriniformes, Leuciscidae. Gene Ontology annotation, cellular component: membrane. Gene Ontology annotation, molecular function: GTP binding.
AUGGAUUUAUCUGGAGCUUUGCAGAGAGUGGGAGAAGAUGACCCAAAUGCAGCUGUUGCAAAGGCUAAAGAACAACUGGACAGUCUUGACAGUGUGACUCUGAAUAUUGCUGUAACUGGGGAAACAGGAGCAGGAAAAUCUGCGUUCAUUAAUGCAUUUCGAGGUCUGGGUGAUGAUGACGAUAAUUCUGCACCGACUGGAGUAACUGAAACCACAACGCAAAUUACCAUGUACACCCAUCCCACCAAAUCAAACACCCGACUGUGGGAUCUGCCAGGGAUUGGUAUGCCAAAAUUCAAGGCUAACGAAUUCCUCAAAGACGUGAAAUUUGAGACGUACGAUUUAUUUAUCAUCAUUUCCUCAGAGAGGUUCAAGGAAAACGAUGUAUUUCUGGCCAAGGAGAUUCAAAAAAAGAAGAAAAAUUUUUAUUUUGUCAGGACCAAGAUUGAUAAUGACAUUCGUUCAGCGGCACAGAAAAGAAAUUUCAAUGAGCAGCAGGUGCUCUGCACAAUUAGAGAGGAUUGCAACAGAAAUUUGAAAGAAGUUGGCAACCCCAAGGUGUUUCUGAUAUCCUCUUAUGACUUGGGAAAAUAUGACUUCCAAGACCUGGUAGAUACCCUAGAGUCAGACCUUUCAGAACACAAGAGUUUUGCUCUGGUUCAGUCUGUGCCUGUGUGCUCUCUGGCAAUGCUAGAAAAGAAGAAAGAGUUAAUGGAGAAGCUUAUUUGGCUUCCAGCAUUGGCCUCUUGUUUGGGUGCCUUUGUCCCUUUCCCUGGAUUAUCAGUGGUCAUCGACAAGACGGUAUUGACAGCAUAUCUCUUAGGUUGUCAUUACAAUUUGGGUUUGAAUGAGAAAUCACUCACCAAACUGUCAGAGAGAAUGGACAAGCCUGUCUCACAGCUGCAGUCAGCUAUAAAGUCUCCUGUAACAUCAGCAGUGGUAAACACACUGGCAACUAGGCCUCAUGCAUCUAUGAAAACAAAACCAGUGAAAAGCUUAGAUGAUUUGCUAGAUAGUAAAUUUCUUGUAGCCAGUGUUCUGAAUGCAACAGAGGCAUUCAAAGCGACACACGCUGUCCUGAGUGAAGCUCUAAAUGACAUGAUCAAUGACAUGAGACGUGUUCUCCAAGUAGCAGGUUUGGAUGGAUAA